Molecule: messenger RNA, 5601 nt
Organism: Crotalus tigris (Tiger rattlesnake)
Lineage: Eukaryota; Metazoa; Chordata; Lepidosauria; Squamata; Viperidae
Gene: SYNPO2
Product: synaptopodin 2
Exons: 5
Coding region: 136-3963 (1275 amino acids)
Biological process (GO): positive regulation of actin filament bundle assembly
Cellular component (GO): nucleus; Z disc; stress fiber
Molecular function (GO): actin binding
Source: RefSeq, a predicted model, not a curated record
ACGGCACUGGCAGGGAUUCUGUCUCUCCUCUCUAACACCAUCUAGAAGGCAAAGUCCAGUUGAAAACCUCCAGCUGCAGGACUUUUUAAAAAUACUCAUUUUUAAUGAAUAUUGACUGAUUUUCCCAGAAAGAUAAUGGGUGUACAGGAUUACAUUUGCAUCACUAUGACUGGUGGGGCACCUUGGGGUUUCAGACUUCAGGGUGGCAAGGAAGAAAAGCAGCCUCUGCAGAUUGCCAAGAUUCGAAAUAAGAGCAAAGCAUCCAAGGCUGGGUUAUGUGAAGGAGAUGAAGUGAUAUGUAUCAAUGGCAACCCUUGUGCUGAGCUAACUUAUUCUGAAGUUCUUGUUCUGAUGGAAGGCCUGACUGACACUCUUCAAAUGCUUAUCAAAAGAUUCUCCAAUGGGACAAAUGAAACUUUAAGUCCAGAACUAGAAAAUGAAAACCUCACUGAAAUUAAAGAUAAGGAAUAUAAAGAAAGCACUACCCUACAGAUCAGAACAGCAAUGCCAAGUCCCCACCAGGAAUUGCAGAUCAUAGUGCCAACUGAGGAAACACUCCCAACAAACAUAGAGCAAACUAUUGUGGAUUUUUCUGGGGCAAAGCAAGAAAUAAUCCCCUGCUACAAAAUCCCUCUCAAAGUGAUCGAAGCCCCUAAAGUACACUGCACGGAGGCGUCUGCCGUCUCUGGGGGCAAGCCUGGCUCUACAGUUGAGUUACAGUUGUCCUUUUCGCCUGACAGGAAUAAAAGCAGCAGCACUGGGUCUGGUCUGACUGUUGUGGAGGUCCAAGAGAGCAAGCCUCUGGAAACAGGAUCGGUCCUAACACAAGAAGCGACUAGCUGGGUAAAAGAGCCUUCUGCCCAGUGGACAGGCAAGAUAGUCCAGAUUGUUGGUGGCAAAGAGUUCCAAGCAACUCAUGAAGAUGAGAGAAAGGAACUCUCUCUCACUAAGGUGGAAGUGAUUCUGGACUGUUCUGACCAGGCAAAAGAAGCAUCCAGGUCUCUGGCUGAAAAGGGGUGUGUAGAGUCUCAAGUGGAAGGAGGGCAGUCAGAAGCACCUCCUUCUGUGGUCUCCUUUGGAAUCUCAUCAGAAGGCACAGAGCAGGGGGAAGACGAACAGCCCUCUGAAAAGGAACCCAGCAGACCUCACAAGCACCGGGCAAGGCACGCCAGGCUGAGACGGAGUGAAAGCCUAUCAGAGAAGCAGGUGAAGGAAGCUAAGUCUAAAUGCAAAAGUAUUGCUCUCUUACUGACAGCAGCUCCAAAUCCCAACUCCAAAGGAGUGUUGAUGUUUAAGAAGCGUCGCCAAAGGGCCAGAAAAUAUACUUUAGUUAGCUACGGCACUGGGGAACUAGAACGUUACGAAGACGAAGGUGAAGAAGACGAGGGUGAAGAAGGUGAGAAGGAGGACACUUUUGAAGUAACUUUAUUUGGCACAAGUGAGUCAGAAAUUGAUGAAGAUUUCUUCUCUGACUUGGAUAAAGAAGAACGGAUUGUGACAUUUGAUUGGGAUACUGGACUACUUGAGAUUGAAAAAAAACCCAAACGUGGGGACGAGAUGUCACAGCUGCUUCCAGAGACCAAGGGCAAAGGGGCACUCAUGUUUGCCAAAAGACGUCAAAGGGUAGACCAGGUCACUGCUGAACAAGAAGCAAUGAAGAUGCAGGGUAUGCAUAGAAUUGAGGCACAUCGAGAGGCCACUUCAACAGAGACCACCCAAAAUAUGAGUGCUUCCUUUUAUCAGGCAAAACAAGAAGAAUCUGCCAGAAUGCAGAAAAGCCAUAUAAGCAAAAGCUACAUAGAAAUGAACCAUAAUCCUAGGAUGACCAUUCAGCAAAAUGGCAUCAGGGUUGUCCCAGAGAUAAAUAUGAUAUAUCCACCUCCAGAAGCUGUUAGCUCGCCUACUUCAAACAGAACAGCCAAACCUUUCCCUGGUAUUCAGAACAGAGCAGCAGUUCCAUUUUCACCCCCAAGAAGCAUGGUUACUCUUCCCUCUGAGCUACCUGCCCCACCUCCUUAUACUUCAGUCAGUCCACCAUCUGAAACAUUAUAUAGAACUGUUUUGACUCCAGUGGCCACAAACAUGAGUCAGUCAACAUUGUGGUCUCCAACAGAAUCAACAGAGCAGAUUGCAUCCAGGGAUGAACGGAUUGCUGUGCCCGCAAUAAGAACUGGAAUAUUACAGGAGGCCAAGAGAAGAAUCACUGCAAAGCCUAUGUUUACGUUUAAAGAAGCUCCCAAAAUGAGUCCAAAUCCUGCUCUUUUGUCCCUCGUACAGAAUACAGAAGGCAAAAAACCUGGUGGCUUUGAAUCAGGUCCUGAAGAAGAUUACCUCAGCUUGGGAGCAGAGGCCUGCAAUUUCAUGCAAAUCCAGGCAGCCAAACAAAAGAUCCCACCCCCAGUUGCUCCCAAACCCUCAGUAAAAGUUUCUCCUACUGCCACAACACCUAUUUCACCAGUCUGGUCACCUCCAGUUGUGGCUGUUACUCAAGCUCCAAUCUUUCCAGUUCCAAAAUCUCCAGAAGUAAUAAGUCCAGCAGUCAUCAAAGUAGCACAACCAGCUUAUCCCCCUCCACAGCCUCCGCAACCUCCACAGCCUCCUAGUACUCUUAACCUGGAGUCUUCCUUUAAGGGGGCUCAAGUUUCAUCAUCCCACCAAAAUUAUACCCCUAAAACAACACCUCUCACUCCAUUAGGAAAUGCUGUUCUUGCUGGUGGAAUGGGGCCAGCUUUUGAGAUGCCCCCAGCAUUGAGUGGUAAGGGAGCUCAGCUCUUUGCUAAAAGGCAAUCACGGAUGGAAAAGUAUGUAGUAGACUCAGAAACUGUGCAGGCCAAUCGGCCCCAGGCUUCAUCCCCAACUCCAUCAUUACCAGCAUGUUGGAAGUAUUCAUCAAAUGUUCGAGCACCACCCCCUGUGGCUUAUAAUCCCAUCCAGUCUCCAUCUUAUCCUCUUGCUGCUAUCAAACCUCAGUCAAAACAUCCUGGAGCUACCAAAACUACUAAGAAAAAAUCUAAGAAACCAUUAAGCUCCUUAGAAGUGAUGAAGCAUCAGCCAUACCAGCUUAAUGCAUCUUUAUUUACUUUUCAAGCUCCAUCGGAUACUAAGGAAAAUCUCCUUCCCAAGAUUGAUUCAGUGUCUGCCUUGAAACAAGCUGUACCAUCAAGAGUACUCAAUGCUGGUUCUCCCUCUACUGUUCAAGCUUCUUCAGUAUAUUCUGUACCAGCCUACAGCUCACAACCAUUCUUCCCAUCAAAUGCUUCUAGUCCUGUAAUUGAGUCCUAUACAUCAAUGGGCUGCCCUACAUUUUUGAAGCAAGAACCAGCAGCAUCUCCUGUAUUCUCUGUUCCCAGGCCAAAAUUCUCAGCCAAGAAAGUUGGUGUCACAGCACAGGAAAAAGGCAGUGAACGAUCUUUAUCAAUUUCUGGAUGGCUACCUUCCACUUCUUCCAGAUCCAUCUCCCCAGUUUUUCCUGUGAUGUUCCAAUCCACUCCUGAUAAUAUUACCAAAGCACCAGCAGCAGUUGAAAAGCCUGGGAAGAGGCUGACCCCUUGGGAAGCAGCAGCUAAGUCUCCUCUUGGAUUUGUGGAUGAUGCUUUUGGUCCCCAAACCAUUCAAGAAUCUAUUGUUGCAAAUGUCAUGUCAGCAGCUCGUAGGAAAACAUUAUCUACACCACCUGAUGACUGGAAGAGAAAAGUGGCUUAUGAGCAUCCAGCUCCAAGCGUCCAUUCUAAAUUAGCUUCACUUCGAAGGAGCUAUUCAGUGGCCACAUUACCUGCCAGGUUAUCAACGUCUGCUCCUAGCUCCAUUAUCCAUUAUGGUUCCCGUCUUCAGCCUGUAUAUUAUAGCCAACAUGGCCAAACUGAUCCUGGUAUGAUUUCCAUGGAAUCUAGGUCUGACUACUGUCUAUCAAUGGCUGACUCAAAUUAUAAUCCACAUCCAAAGGGAUGGAGGCGUCAAACAUGAAAAGCAAAUGGGUCUGGUGUAGUUUCCUUUCUUGAAGGUCUCCAUAUUCUAGAAUGAAAAGUGUGAAUAUAUGUUUUCUGGCCUGGUAAAAUCAAAUUUUAUCUAGAAUGAGACACUUUAUGAUUUGUCAGCAUUAUAAAAGACCUUGAUCCCAGAUUUUCAUUGUCUUGUAUGUGUUUGUGUGUGUGUAUGUGCUUGAGAGAAACAUGCAUUGAUAGACAUAGGAUAAAAUCUAGUUUAUAUAAAAACAAAUCACAAAAUGGUGUUUUGAUGUCCUUCCAUAUGUGAAAUUUUAAACUGGGAAGGAUAUAAUUGUGCAAUAUCAACACCUGUGAGUUAUCCAAUUAAUCAUUAUAAAUAAUGUAAUCUUAGUAAUCAUGAAAAAAGUUAUUUCCUUUUGUUUCUUAUACAAGCCUACUUAUGGUUAGCUAAAUGUUUAUUUGUACUAUUGGUUAUGUUCUGAUAUGUUGAGUUUUGGUCUUCUUUAUUGGCUACGCAAAUGUUAUUCCUAACCUAAAGAGUUCAGUUGCAUUAUUUUUAUCUUUCCGAGACUCAGAUAGGAUUUUUUUUUUUCUUAACUGGUUAGGGAAAGAUAAUAGGGUCUAAAGUUUCAUGCAGCUGAUACUUCAGUUUUCUGGCUGGAAAAACAUACUUCAGUGGAUAGAUGCAGAUUUUGCUUUCAGUAGGUCCUAGAUGAAUUCUUAGUAUUUCUGGUUAAAAAACCUUACAUAACAGUUGAAGGAAAGUCUUCUUGCUGAGAUUUUGGAAAGAAGCUGUCACUCUGAAUAGACAACUUUACCUUCUUGAAGGCAUCUAUAAACUCAUGUUCUUGGGGAAACAUCAGCACAAAUGGCCUCGGUGUCAGAAAAUAUGUUUAUGACUGAAGGUAUAACUACAAAAGUACAAUUAGAAAUGAAUAGCACAUAGUGGAUGACAGGAAAUCGAAAGACAACUCAAUUUGUGAGGUAAAUCAGUCCUCGGAGCAUGAGUGGAUAAGUUAUAUCUUCCAGAGAGUGCUAUACCACAAUCCCAAUAUCUCUCACACUGGUCACGCUAGCUGCUGUAAAUUGUAAAUCAGCAACUUCUGUAGGAUCACAGAUAUUUUAUUCCUGCCUUGGAAUAUAAUACUAUCAUUGCACUCUGAUUGCAGUAUGAUAUACUACAAUCAGUGAUGGGAUUCAAAUACCUGUAUGUGAACAACCAGUACUCUGUGUGGAUGCCGCUUCCGGAAGUCCAUUCUGGGCCUGGGCAACAAAAAAUUAGCUACCGGUUCUGCCGAAGUGGUGCAAACUGGCUGAAUCCCACCACUGACUACAAUCCUGGGAAUUUAAAUUCAUUUCAUUCACUUCUUUGUUUUAGGCUUUAGCUGUGUUGUUUUUAAUUUCUUUCUAAAAAUCUAACUAGACAUUCCAAGAACAAAUAAAAUACGAAGAUACUUAUUUUCAUAUCUAUUCAAAGGAUAACAAAGCAGGUUCUAAUAUGUUCACUGUUUCCUGAAUAAGGCAGGGAGAGAUAACUUUUUAAAAAGUGCUUUACAAGUAAUUCUCAAUUUACAAUAGUUCAUUUAGUGACCAUUCAAAGUUACAAUGGCACUGAAAAAAGUGUCUUAUGACCAUUUUUCACACUUACACGGUUACA